CUUGGAUUGCUAUUCUUCGAUAAAAUCUGUGUCUGUGUUUGUUAGAGAAGAGAAAUUGGAUCUGAACUUCAGAAAUUGUUGAUUUCAUCCACAAUCAUGCAGGCUAUUGUAGCUAACGUUGAAAAUGUACAUUUUGAGGUGGAGAUGCAGAUUAACAUGCAGCUUGGGACCUUACCACUUCCCUUUUCUGGCAUGGACAAGUCCAACUCUGCAGUAUGCCAGUACUACAAGAAUCAUUCUUGUAUAAAAGCAGCUCUGUGUCCGUUCAGACAUGUCAAGGGAGACAAGGCCGUCGUGUGCAAGCAUUGGCUGAGAGGCUUGUGCAAGAAAGGCGACGAGUGUGAAUUUCUCCACCAGUUUGACAUGACGAAGAUGCCUGAGUGUUUCUUUUUUGCCAAAUUCGGUAUGUGCAGCAACAAAGAUUGUCCAUUCCUUCACAUUGAUCCUGAUACAAAGAGGAAGGAUUGUCCUUGGUAUGACAGGGGCUUCUGUAAACAUGGUCCUCAUUGUAAGAAUCGCCAUGUGAGAAGAGUUUACUGUCCUAACUACCUCCUUGGUUUCUGUCCCGAUGGUGCGAACUGCAAAUAUGUACAUCCAACCUUCGACCUACCAAUGCCCGGUGAUAUGAAGGAAAUAGGUCAGAAGAAGGUAUGGAACUGUCACAGUUGCGGUGAGCCAGGUCAUAAAGCUAUUAAUUGUCCCAAGAAGAACCCUGUCCAGCCCUAUAAUACCGCUGCACCACCGAUGUCCUUCAGCCAGAAACAAGCUGCAGAAAGGCAGCAACAAGGGAUCCGUGUUCUAGGUAACUCUGACAUCAACUCUCAAUCCACUCAACAGAACAAAGAGACAAAUGCACCAUUUCAACCGAGGCACGGAGGUCGAGGAGGUCAUCAAGGAGGUCAAAGGACGUAUGACCACAUCACUUGCUAUAAGUGUGGAGAGAAGGGUCAUUUUGCCAACCAUUGCCCGAAGGGUCAUUUAGCAUUCCUGAGCAAUGCAUUACCAGGUAACCAGAGCGCAGCACCACCACCACCACAACAACAACAACAACAACAUCCUCAGUGAUGACCUCUCAACCAAGCACUACCCUGUCUGAUUCCUGCUACAACUCUCUACAGGGACCCGUUUCACAAACCUUUUUAUGCCUACGUUACGAAGUAGCCGGAGGCAUUAUGUUUUCGGUUGUCCGUCCGUCCAUCCGAACGUACGUCU
This is a messenger RNA of Strongylocentrotus purpuratus (purple sea urchin), 1212 nucleotides long. RefSeq names its product cleavage and polyadenylation specificity factor subunit 4 (gene cpsf4). The transcript has 7 exons. Gene Ontology annotation, molecular function: zinc ion binding; RNA binding. NCBI's taxonomy places the organism in Eukaryota, Metazoa, Echinodermata, Echinoidea, Camarodonta, Strongylocentrotidae. The record is from RefSeq and is a predicted model, not a curated record. The coding region runs from base 97 to 1065 and encodes 322 amino acids.